Lineus longissimus is the source of this 1311-nucleotide messenger RNA. RefSeq names its product acid-sensing ion channel 4-B-like. Gene Ontology annotation, biological process: sodium ion transmembrane transport. Gene Ontology annotation, molecular function: ligand-gated sodium channel activity. NCBI's taxonomy places the organism in Eukaryota, Metazoa, Nemertea, Pilidiophora, Heteronemertea, Lineidae. The coding region runs from base 1 to 1311 and encodes 436 amino acids. The transcript is spliced from 8 exons. Gene Ontology annotation, cellular component: plasma membrane. The record is from RefSeq and is a predicted model, not a curated record.
AUGGCUGACCCUGAAAAGUCUGAUACCAGGAAAGGGUGCAAAGAGAAAACGUAUGACUUCCUCAAGAACUUCACGGAAAACACAAGUUUUCAUGGAGUUAGAUACACAUUUGAGGCCGGGACCUUCCUUGGGCGGACACUGUGGCUGUUAGUUGUGAUCGCAUUUGCCAUUUGGUUUACCUACCAAGUUGGGGAGAGAGCAGCGUACUACCAGAAAAACCCUGUCACUGUCGACAUGAAUGUAGCAUAUAACAAUUCACUCAGAUUCCCUAGUGUGGCCAUCUGCAACACCAACCAGUUCAGAAUGACCAAAGCACUAGAAGCCGGUAUUUACAGAAAGCUGCAAGAAUUCUACGGAGCUGACCUGAACGCGAGAAGGAACAUCACUUUAGCAGAUGACCUGAAUAUCACCCAGACUAUGCUGGACAUGGCACACAGGAAGGAGGACAUGAUCAAGAAAUGUGUGUGGAAAGGGCAUAACUGUAGCCACGUGAAUUUCACACAGAUGAUGACGGAUUUCGGGGUUUGUUUCGUGUUUAAUGAUCUCCAUGCCAACAAAUCCGUCAGAGAUCCGAAAGAUUUUGAAGUCCAAAAUACAGGGGCAUCAUUCGGGCUCGAGUUGUACCUUAACGCCGAGGUUUAUGAACUCUCGCCAGGCCCUCACUUAUCAUCGGGAAUCCAGGUGUUGAUAUUCAAUGGCCAUGACCAUCCUCGGGUGUCAGAUUUAGGCACGGCGGUGCCAGUGUUUGGAGCUUCUAGAGCUGCCUUGCAUAUCUCGAGCGUCACACGACUGCCUAAGCCUCACGGAGACUGCGCAUCUCAAUCCUUGAGGGACUACAAUGCCUACUCCUUCCAAGCGUGCCUGGCUGAGGUGAAGACCAACGCAACAGCUGAGAUAUGUGGUUGUAUCGAGUACGGACAGAGAUGGGUUGGACCCGACAAGCCACCGUAUUGUAACCUGUCGACCUUGUAUGGAUGUUGCAGUGACGUCAGCGCUCGUACAUUCGCCCACACCUGCACUCAUCCCUGUUACCAAGAUGAGUUUACGACUACAUUGUCCAACACCGACCUCUCUGCCACAAGUAUCUUCUCCAUAAUUGAUAUUCUCGAAUCAGACAAGACACUCCUGGAACGCUACAAGAAAGCUUUACUCCUCAGGCAGUUGGUGGAUAAAAGAACAGUUAAGAAUGACCUCAACUUGCUUAGGAAACUUCAUCAGGCCUCUAACUAUUUACACGAGAGCGUCCAGAAACCGUUAAGAAGCAAUAUGUCCACUAUCGAUGUUGCUGUUAAGGCCGGUUCAAACCAUUGA